UCCGUUGUCUGGAUUGGUCUAGUUGUCUAGAUCGUCUAGAUGGUCUGGAUCGGUCUGGAUCGUCUGGAUGUUGAGUUUCUCAGUCUCUCCCGAGGGUAGCGUUGCUACCGGUUGCUACGUUCAGUAAAUUCAGUAACAUAUGUUCAACUAAUUUUGAUUACAAUUAUCGGAGAAUGCGGCUUCGGUGCUGUUGCUAGUUUACUUGUAUUUCUUGGUGUGACAACGUUCUAAGUGCACGAGUGCAAAUAAUUUGAGUGUUUCUAAAAUGGGACGAAAUAAAUUACGUUCUGGCUUGAGUCGAGAAGAGCGCAUGGUCAUAACUGUAGCAGAAAUUAUUCAGGAACUGCUAAAAGCCCAUGAAGAAGGAAAGGAUGUGAAUCUGAAUAGACUGAAAACUAGAAUUGCCUCGAAAUAUGGGCUGGAAACUUCUCCUCGGUUAGUGGAUAUCAUUGCAGCAGUUCCAUCAAAUUCCAAGAAGAUUCUUCUGCCAAAACUGAGAGCAAAACCGAUUCGCACUGCCAGUGGAAUUGCAGUUGUCGCUGUGAUGUGUAAACCACACCGUUGCCCUCAUAUCAGUAUGACAGGAAACAUUUGUGUGUACUGCCCAGGAGGGCCUGAUUCUGACUUUGAAUAUUCUACUCAGUCAUACACAGGCUAUGAACCAACGUCAAUGAGAGCAAUUCGUGCUCGAUACAAUCCAUAUCUUCAGACUAGACACAGAAUAGAGCAGUUGAAACAGCUGGGUCAUAGUGUCGACAAAGUUGAGUUCAUUGUAAUGGGAGGAACAUUCAUGUGCCUUCCUGAAGAUUAUCGUGACUAUUUCAUACGGAAUCUGCAUGAUGCCUUAUCUGGACAUACCAGUAAUAAUGUGGAUGAAGCUGUCAAAUACUCUGAGAAAAGCAAAGUAAAAUGCAUUGGCAUUACUAUUGAAACAAGACCAGAUUACUGCCUGAAACGUCAUCUGUCUGACAUGCUGCGAUACGGGUGUACUCGACUGGAAAUUGGAGUGCAGUCAGUGUAUGAAGAUAUUGCUCGGGACACAAAUCGAGGACACACGGUGAAGGCUGUCUGUGAAAGUUUUCAACUAGCCAAAGAUGCUGGGUUCAAGGUGGUUGCUCACAUGAUGCCAGAUCUUCCCAAUGUUGACUUCGAAAGAGAUGUUGAACAGUUCAUUGAAUUCUUUGAGAAUCCUGCAUUCAGAGCUGAUGGUCUGAAGAUAUAUCCAACAUUAGUUAUAAGGGGAACAGGCCUGUAUGAGCUUUGGAAGACAGGCAGAUACAAGAGCUAUCCACCCAGCACCCUUGUUGAUUUAAUAGCUCAUAUCCUGGCUCUAGUUCCACCAUGGACAAGGGUUUACAGGGUUCAGAGGGAUAUCCCUAUGCCACUAGUCAGCUCUGGAGUGGAACAUGGAAAUCUUCGUGAAUUGGCAUUGGCCCGAAUGAAAGAUCUAGGAACAGACUGCCGUGAUGUGAGAACCAGAGAGGUGGGCAUUCAGGAGAUCCACCAUAAAGUCCGACCGUAUGAGGUGGAGUUGAUUCGACGUGAUUACACUGCUAAUGGAGGAUGGGAGACGUUCUUAUCAUAUGAAGAUCCUGAACAAGACAUAUUAGUUGGUCUUUUAAGACUGAGAAAAUGUUCAGAGGAAACUUUUAGACUUGAGCUGAAAGGUGGUGUCUCAAUUGUACGUGAGCUGCACGUCUAUGGGAGUGUAGUUCCUGUCAGUGCUCGUGAUCCCACAAAGUUCCAGCACCAGGGAUUUGGGAUGUUGCUCAUGGAAGAGGCAGAAAGAAUUGCAAAGGAAGAGCAUGGAUCUGUAAAAAUUUCUGUAAUUUCAGGUGUUGGUACUAGAAAUUACUAUAGGAAAAUUGGAUAUGAGCUUGAUGGACCAUAUAUGUCAAAGCAUCUGCUUUAGAAGAUACUGUAUUCUGGUGUAUGAGAGUGUAAAUUUUAUUUGUAAUGGCUGUACAUAGAAUAAACAUUUAUUAAAGAUUU
This is a messenger RNA of Cryptotermes secundus, 1992 nucleotides long. RefSeq names its product elongator complex protein 3 (gene Elp3). Lineage: Eukaryota; Metazoa; Arthropoda; Insecta; Blattodea; Kalotermitidae. Gene Ontology annotation, cellular component: cytoplasm; elongator holoenzyme complex; nucleus. Bases 266 to 1912 code for a protein of 548 amino acids. Gene Ontology annotation, biological process: tRNA wobble base 5-methoxycarbonylmethyl-2-thiouridinylation. Gene Ontology annotation, molecular function: iron-sulfur cluster binding; acyltransferase activity, transferring groups other than amino-acyl groups. The transcript has 10 exons. The record is from RefSeq and is a predicted model, not a curated record.